UCAUUUCAGUUCGAGUGCUUGGAGACUUCACUUCGCGUUUGGAGGAUCAGAUCCACGUUGGUUUUUGGCUUCAAUUACCCACAACUGUCAUCGUCAGCUCAGCGACUUGCUAACUAAAUAAUAAAAUACCCCCGCGCUCCCCUCCCUCUCUCUCGGUCGUGUUUGUGCGCCCCGCGAGUAAUACGAAAGAAAACGCACAAGGAAAACUGCCAGCGUUCUCCUCGCAGCUGAGAAAAACCGCAGGACGCAGCUCAGCAGCGUCGUCGUGUGCGUUGUGCCAAGAAAAUUAAGAAAAAGAAAAAAUCUUGAAAUAUCGAAUAAAAACCGUAAAGCCACAGUUAACGAAGGAAAACGAGGAAAAGCAACUGCGUCGUGCACCAUUUUGUGAUAUAUUAUUUGUCCUCCUUCCUUCUUCAACGAUCCCUGUGCAAUUCUCUGUAAAGAAAAAUUAAAAUAAUUACUAGCAACCAAUUGAAUUUCUGCGAGACCAAUACAAAAAAAAUAUUUCUAACAACUGUGAUCCGAACAAAGCUCUGAGUUUUUGUUUCAAGCCUGUGUAAUUUCUCCACCCAAAUCGAAUUGAAAAACUCGUACUGCAAUUUUUACGGCAGUCACGAAGCAAAACACAAGCGCAGCCUAAUAAUUGGACGAACUGAUUAAACAACAGUUAAAACAAACCCCGCAAAAACAACGGCGGAUCAACAGUUGCUAGUUGCGAGUCGCAAGUUGCAAGUUGCUAGUUGCACGUUGCCAAUUUGAAAUUGCACGCUUCCACGACUGAGAGCAGGAAGGAAAGGAGUCGCUGCCGCAGCAGGAAGCAGACGAAACUUCGCUGGGCGAAAGUAAAAACAGCUAGGCAAAUCAAGCAAAUUAAACAAAGAAACCGCACACACACACAAAGGCGCUUUAGCCAGCCAUGGAACGUGAAUCCAAUCCAAUGCAACCCAUGUGCCGCUCCGGUUGCGGCUUCUAUGGUAAUCCAGCCACAGAUGGUCUCUGCUCCGUAUGCUAUAAGGACUCGCUUAGAAAAAAGCAACAGCCACCUGUGAGCAGCACACCUGUCUCCGUUCCAAGCCCACAACCUAGCCCCACAUUCAGUCCGGCCAUCGCAAUCACCAACACCGCACAGCCCACAGUCACCAGUUUACAACAGCCACACAACGACUUCAAAGAGAAAAUCACCGAAGAAGCCGCCGCUGCUGCCAAAGUAAACAGCGAAGCCAUCACAUCGGCGACUGGUCCAAACACUUCCACACAAGCAGCCGCCUCCGCCAACGAGGAGGAUGACAAGGACAAGGAAGACGAUAAGGAUGCCAAAAAGAAGAAGAACCGAUGUGGCGAGUGCCGCAAGAAGGUUGGACUGACCGGUUUCCAGUGUCGCUGCGGCGGUCUGUACUGCGCCGUGCACCGUUAUUCUGAUAAACAUAACUGCACAUUCGACUACAGAGAGCACGGCGCACAAGAAAUCCGGCGCAACAAUCCGGUUGUCGUUGGCGAGAAGAUUCAAAAGAUUUGAAUUUCGAUAUUGUGCCAGUAACAGUAACAGUAGCCGUAGAAUGAUAAUAACCAACUACACAUAAUAAGAGUACAUAUAUAUAUAUAAAUGCUGCGCUAUAACAAGAAAUUAACAACCAACAAAGAAAAAAAGAAAAACAAGAAAAAAAAAAGAAAACAGCAGAAAGCAUAAACAUACAACAACACCACACACAACACAAAAACACACAGAGAGUAAUACUAUAUAAAAAUCGAUAUAAACUGUAAUUGUAAUAUAAUUAUAAUGUAAACAGCAGAAGCAAGCAACAAUAGUACAGAGAAACGAUAACCAAAUACCCCGCAAAAAUGCAGCAGCAACAACUGGAACAACAAUUUCGAUGCUCAACAACGUUAAGCUAGCAACGUCCAGCAGCAACAUGCAACAUGCAACAGCAAGCAGCAGCGAGCAGCGUUCAGCAGUUAACACCUUGUACAUCUUGAACCAGACGCGUGACAGCGUUAGCGAGUGCAACAACAAUCACCGCCGCGUUUGUGGGAACCAAACAACAACCGCAGCAUCAUCAACAACAACAACCAGCACAACCGAUUGCCUUGGUCGCCUGCUGAGCUGGGCCGAAAAAAACCGUUUUGAAGAAAACACCAUUCAUCGACGAUUAACGUUGAAAUAUUUUGUUAUUCCAAAUACAAUUUGCAAAUUGUUUGUAUUUAGCUAAAACACGUCAAAUAACACACAGCCACAUUUACAACGACAACAAGCACACAACAAACAACAAAUCUUUGUUUCAUGUUACAUACAACGCAACAACCUUUUAGUAAGACGAUGUGUGUCAUUUGUUUUUGUAAUAUGUUGGAGUGUAUUAAAUAAAAAAAAUAACUAAAUUCGAAGUCCUAAA
Drosophila ficusphila is the source of this 2387-nucleotide messenger RNA. RefSeq names its product AN1-type zinc finger protein 6 (gene drn). The transcript is spliced from 5 exons. Gene Ontology annotation, molecular function: zinc ion binding; DNA binding. The record is from RefSeq and is a predicted model, not a curated record. The coding region runs from base 917 to 1516 and encodes 199 amino acids. Lineage: Eukaryota; Metazoa; Arthropoda; Insecta; Diptera; Drosophilidae.